AGCUAAGUGUUGGCCAGCUCAGGAGGAGUUUGUCGUAAGUUUCAGGAGUUUUUCCGUGCAGAACCGGACAGCACCGGCCUGUGAGGUUUUCUGUGAGCUGAUCAGGAGGAGAGAGAGAGACAAACAGCAGUUAUUUAUCCAGUCAUCCUCACAGGAUCCAGAGGACACGAUGUUUUCACUCUCAGAACUGGCGCCCUUGAAUCAGCAUCGGAAUCAAUCUAAGCUGCUAAAGCCCUGGUGGGAGGUCUUCAUGGACUACCUGGUGGUCCUGAUGCUGCUGACGUCCGUCCUGGCUUGUACCGAGCAGCUCUCCAGGGACAGAGUUGUGUGUGUUGUCUCAGAUCCACCUGUCACCGCAAACACAAGUGGUCACGAUCCCUCAUCUAGCAGCAACGUGGCGCCGACUCCAUCAUCAAAGCUUCCCACACACAUUCCCCGCAACAUCAGUCCAAAUCUUCAUUCUGCAGCUCGGGGCCGACGCACACAUCUGGUCUACCAGCAAUACGUUUAUAUUAGCCAGGUGUGCUACCAUGAAGCUUUGCCUUUGUGCUCCCGCUUCUUCCCCUACAUAGCCCUGCUGCAGUCUCUAGUUCUGGUAGCCAGCAGUUCCUUCUGGCUCCACUUCCCUCACACUUCUUCCCGCAUAGAGCAAUUCCUGGCCAUCUUGGCAAAGUGCUGCGAGUCACCUUGGACAUCUCAGGCCUUGUCCCAUGCUGCCCGCCAGGAAAACAUCCACGAGAGGAAGGAGGAGAAAAGACGACCACACCAAUUUCUCCCGUCUUCAGAUUCCUCUUCACCCUCGGUGACCCACACAACACGUUCAAGCUUAGACUCAGGGACUGACAGCCCACUCCUGAAGAGGUCAGAUAGUGCUUCCUAUGCCACCCCUCCAUCCCCUUGCCCUUCCACUGUUUCCUGUAACUCCACCAUGUCUUCAGUAUCCCUUGAUUCACGGGUGCACCUUCCCUCCUCCAAGCCCUCGGUCCUGGUUGACAGUCCGAGGCAGGUAAUCAGUUUGGAUAAAAGUGACGGAGAACAGGCCAGGGCGCUGUUUGAAAGGGUCAGGAAAUUUCGAUCCCACUGUGAAAGUUCAGCUGUCAUUUAUAAGGUCUACUUGGCUCAGACGAUAUUCAAACUGCUGAUGGGAACGCUGAUCGUCAGCUACACCAUCCCUCUUCUCAGCUCCUUCUCCUUUAACCACACCUGCCACCCAGAGGAGCAGUCCCUGGUGGGCUACGCUACCUUUGAGUGCAUCCAUGUGCUCUCAUCACUUCUACGCAAACUGCUGGUGGCCUACCUGAUCCUACUGGGGCUGUAUGGUCUGCUUAAUUUUUACACCCUCUGCUGGAUUUUACACAGCUCUCUGCGGCAGUAUUCCUUCCACUCCCUGAAGGAUCUGUGCUCCCUCAGAGAUGUUCCUGACCUGAGGAAUGACCUGGCCUUCCUCAUACACAUGUUAGACCAGUACGACCCAUUGUUGGCCCAGCGUCUCUCCGUGUUUUUGUCCCCCGUCAGUGAGAGCCGACUGCUGGAGGAAAGCUUGGAGAGGCGCUGGGGGGAGGAGAAGCUGCAUGCCAUGACUACUGUGGAUGCAGAUGGCUGCUCCAGACUGCAGCUGGUGGCCCUGCCCCGCCUCCCUCCGGCUCUCUUCACCCUCAGCCAGCUUCAGGUCCUCAAACUGGAGCUCAUCACAGAUGCCAGGUUUACUGCACAAGUGGCCAACAUGACGUCACUCAGGGAGCUCCACCUCUACCACUGCACAGCGGCUGUGGAUCCCAGUGCUCUUGCGGUCCUCCGGGAACGUCUGGAGGUCCUCCAUCUCACCUUCACUCAUGCAUCAGAGAUCCCCAGCUGGGUCCUCUCCCUCCGCAGCCUGCAUGAGCUGCACCUCUCUGGUCGUUUAAGCAGUGAUGGUGGGGUGGGCCGUGGCUGGGCUCUGGGGAGUCUGCGGCAGCUCCGUCACCUCCGUGUGCUGGUGAUUCGAGGCAUGUUACAGCGGAUCCCUGGCGAGCUCUAUGAGGUGGCAGGCAGUUUGGUGAGACUGGAGAUCUACAAUGAGGGCGCCAGGCUGCUCGUACUGACCGGGCUGAAGCGGGUGGUUGACCUGACAGAGCUCCAUCUGCAGGACUGCCAGCUGGAGCGUUUGCCCUCCGCCCUGCUUGCUCUGACCAACCUGCACACGCUCAACCUGCAACACAACAACCUGAGAACUCUGGAGGAACUGCUCAGUCUGACUCAUCUGCGACGUCUUUCUUGCCUCAGGCUCGCUUACAACCGUGUUUUGGCCCUGCCGGCUAGCGUCGGUGUACUUCGAGGCCUGGAGCUCCUGGAUCUGUCCAACAACCAACUGAAGAGCCUUCCCCCAGCGCUCUUCACUCUCCGCUGCCUUCGUAGGCUCCUGCUGGCUGGCAACCUUCUAGAGGAGCUGCCUGCUGAUGUGAAGGCACUGAAGCUGCUUUCAGAGCUGGACCUCAGUGGCAACAGGUUAGAGAGGCUUCCCUCUGAGCUUUUCAGCAACUGUUUGGAGCUGCGCAUCCUAAAUGUGGCUCACAACUCGCUAGGCUUUUUGCCCAGGGGGAUUGCAGCCUUGAGUCAGCUGUGCAAGUUGGACCUGCGCAGUAACAGUCUGGAGGAACUGCCUGCUGAACUGGGCUGCUGCUCGGGGCUGCCCGGUGGGGGUCUCCUGGUGGAAAACUGGCUCUUUCUUUCUUUGCCUCCACAUGUCAGAGACUUCUUGAGCCAUUCUUGCGCUCCCACUGGUACAUACUCAGAGGGUCACUCCAGGCCAGAGUCUGACAGCUUCCCAUACUUUUCUCCAACACAGUGGAGCUUCUUCUCUGCUCUGGAAUCCCAAAUAUAAAGCCAAUGACUCCCUAACUGCUUAUAGUUAUGCGAACACUGACAGUAUUCUGCUAAGGUUCGCUUGUAUGCUGAUACAAUUUUCUACUUUUGCUUUUGCAAUGCUUUUUGGAUAUUCCUCAUUUGCCAAUUCUUGGAAUGUGCUUUUUUCUGUCUGUUUUUAAAAAAAAAUUAUUUUUAGACCACCUGAGUGUCCAACCAAUGGGCCGCUUUGCAUGGCAUUAAAGUCUCGAUUAGAGAAACUGUUGUUCAGAUUAUGUUGUUAUUCUCAUAAUGCACAGUAAGAGAUGAUGAAAAGGUUUAGUUGAAAGAAUUGAACACUGGCAAUAGCUCUGUAUUUUCUGAGCAGCACAUCAGUUUCAUGGUUUGUAUUGGAACUAUAUGCUAAACUGCAUUGUCCAUAAAAAUAAAUCAAUCUGUCUGCAUGUGCUGAAUGAAUGAAUAACGGCCAGUGGGUUGUUUUCCAGGGUUGUGUCUGAAUACAUAACAUUAACAAGUGGUGCAUCUCGUUUUAUGACCAAAUGUGUACCCUUAACGAUGCGUCUAAAGAAAUAUAUUAACUUUAAAUGUCACAUUAUUCCUACUGACGAGUCUGUAGUCUGUGUGACAACUAUAGAAAAAUAAACAUGAUUGUUUUGUAAAGAUUUCUUUAGUGUUUCUCUUUCAGAUUGUUUCUAAUUGGUCACUACAUUCUGAAAAUUUUCAGUGUUGUCAACUCGGACCAGUUUCAGAUGUAAUUUUCUUUCUUGAUUUUGGUGGAGAUCACUCUCUUUAUGAAUGUAACCUUAUUAAAAACAAACAAACCACACUUGUGGUUUACUUUUGGGAA
Acanthochromis polyacanthus (spiny chromis) is the source of this 3688-nucleotide messenger RNA. RefSeq names its product volume-regulated anion channel subunit LRRC8D. Gene Ontology annotation, molecular function: protein binding. Bases 170 to 2860 code for a protein of 896 amino acids. The transcript has 6 exons. The record is from RefSeq and is a predicted model, not a curated record. Lineage: Eukaryota; Metazoa; Chordata; Actinopteri; Pomacentridae.